UUUUUUGACCCCUCCACGCUGUUCUCUAUUCAAGGUCUCGCGAUCGAACUCCCUUCUGAUCUCUCCCGCUUCCGAUGGGCCAACGUUGAAGCCGAUCGAUUGAUUCGAAGAUUUCUGGUUCUUGAUUUGGUUUUUGCGGUGUUGGGUUCUUCGUCUUGAGCGAAGUUGGAUUAGGGUUUGGUUGUUGGAUUUGAAGGGCAUCGACCAUGCCUUCGGUGCUCGGGGAAUUCUUCCACAGGCGAGCAGCGGGCGCGGCGGCCACGAUCUCCUCCCACACCUCGUUCCAUGGUGGUGCUAGUAGUUGUUCCCAUCGUCUGAAACAGUUGGAGAAGUGGAAUCGUCGUGGUAAUCUCUAACAUUAGCUCCCCAAGGGUAGAUCUUACCCUCGUCCUUUGGGAUUUCUCCUUGCUUUCUUCGUCGUCGUGUUCGUCCUUCUUCUUCUUCUUCUUCUCCGUUUCUGGGUUUGGCGGCAAUUCGCCUGAUUCCUGGAUUUGCAUCUGAAUCGUGUGCUCAUCGGGGAACGCCGGCCGGGUUGUUUCCUUGUGUUUGGGCUUUGGAUUAGAGCAGUCAGGAGCUUUUGCGUUAUUUGUUGUUAUUCGCAGAAAUUACAGCGUUCUCGGUUGAGAUUUCAUCACAGCGGUUCCUGGAUGGGAGGAUCCACAACUUGUGCAAGUCCGACUUCUGAAGAUGCUGGCUGCAAAUCAUGUUUCUUCAGUGCUAACUAUAAGCAAGCAUGCAUCGAACAAGAGCAGUGUACUUGUGGCAUUAUGGAAAAGAAAGUGAAGGGAAUGUUUUUAGAGGACAUUGAUAUUUCCUCUAUAACUGAGAAUGAUGAUUUGACCAUUCAAGAACUGGGAGUCACUUUUAACGAAGUCCUGCAUAUUCGUGAUAGCCAUGAGUGCUUGGAUAACAGUAAUCUCAGUUUUAAUCAGGAUGAAAUCUGCGCUGACACCGAAAUGCAAUCUGUCUCCAUCAAUACAAAUAUGUUAAAAGGUUUAGGCAAAUGUGAAACAUUGCUAUUCUCAGAGUCAGAGAUGUUGCAAUUACACCCUUUAGACAUAGAUGUAGGAGCUGGAUUAUCAAGAACAGCAGUGCAUAUUGAGAGUUCUUCUAAGCCUACUACUGCAAAGUUGGUGUCUUCCAUGAAAGGAAGUCGUGAAGAGCAGGGGCUGCUCCCAAAGAUGAAGUUGAGUGUGAAGUGGGCGCCAGAUGUCUAUGACCCACCCCCAACAUCUGAGUCACACACAGUGAAGGGUCAUCGUCAUCAUUCUAGGUCCAUAAGAAGGGAUUAUCACAAGCACAAGCAUAUCAAGAGCAAGUCCUCUCGAGGGAGUGAUGGUGACCGUAAACAUGCUUACAGGAGAAGUGCCAGCAAUUCAAUCAAUCCUCAAAUCUUGAGGUUCCAAGCGCUUCAUGAUGGAUCCAUGAUAAACGAUUGUGGUCAGUCAAAUGGGGAGGUCCUGGACUACGCAGUUAGGAACCAAGAAUUGAAGUGUGGAAGCAACUUCUACAUGGAUUCAGUUUCUGCAGGGCAUCUUUCAGUUGCCAAAGCAUCCUGAGCGGCAACUUCAAACUGUGAAGCAACGCUUUUUCUUUGCUUAUGAAUAAAUAUCAAAACCUGCUAGCGUGCAAAACAGUUUUGUGAUCCAUCUAUCUUGGAACUCCAGAACUUUGUCGGUUGAUGAUUAAUGUUCACCAUUGACGGUGGUGCUCUUUUUCUGUUUGUCCCAAUUGAACUGAAGAUACUGAUUCAAUUAUUGAGAACAGUCUGUUGUUUGAAUAGUUCUUGCCAAUUGGAGCAAAUGUUUUGCUGGGGCAUGGUACUGAAACCACUGGCUUUUGCCUCGGCCAUCUGUUCGGAAAGCUGGAAAUAGUAAAUUUUUUGUUC
Elaeis guineensis (African oil palm) is the source of this 1888-nucleotide messenger RNA. RefSeq lists its product as uncharacterized. The record is from RefSeq and is a predicted model, not a curated record. NCBI's taxonomy places the organism in Eukaryota, Viridiplantae, Streptophyta, Magnoliopsida, Arecales, Arecaceae.